UUAUAAUGACUUUCGAUUCAUUGUAUUGUAUACGAAAUUUACAAAGUCCAUGUAAUACCUUGAUUGCAAAAGUAUUUGUCAACAACAUUUAUUUACUAUUUCUGAUAUAAAUAUGAAUUUUGGAAAUGCAUUAUUAGCAAAUUGAUAUAUCACGCAAAAUGGACAGCAUGGAAGAUAUUAAUGCUAAGAGAGAUGCUAGAAGAAAACGAAUUUUAGAAAAUUCAGAGAAACGUUUAUUAAAAAUUACUGGUAGAAACAGUGCCAUCGUAUCAGAAGCACCUUCUGUACAUACAGAUAUACCAAAUCAAACAUAUAUCCCUACAGACAUAGAAAAUAGAACUUCACAUUUUGGUUUAAAUGGUAAAAUAUCAGUUGAAGGCACUGUUAACACUUCUACUCCACUAAAACAAACAUCACACAUAUUAACAAAUCGUAUAAAUUAUGUGUUGUUGGCUGUAAUUGUUAAUAUACUAUUGAUACUACAAUUGGAUCAUCUAUUUGGACAGACAAUCACAAUACCUUAUUUUCCAAUAAUGUUAGGACGUCUGUAUAACUAUAAAAAUAUGCAGGAGAUGCAAGACAAUAGUUUGUUAUAUCCUGCAUUAAUUUUAUGCAACAUUAAACCUGAGUUAACCUACCAACUUAAAAGAUUCAUAACAAUAGUUCAUAUGAUAUUAGAAGAUUUAGCUUUGUAUAUUUUCAGUUUUACCCUCAUGCAUUACGGACUUUUAUAUUGUUUGCAUAAUACAAACAUUUUAGUUGGUUUAAACACAUGAAUAAUGUCAUUGUAUAUGAAAUAUAAAUACACAAGUCAUUCAUUCAUUUCUUCCUUUUACUUGUAUUUAAAUUGUAAAAAGCACAAUAUAAAAUGUCAAUAUAAUAGAGAUAAGAAAUGCCAUAAUAAUAUGUAUGUUUUCUUUUCGUUUUGUUACACAAUUUAAUUCUGUGCUGAAAAAUUUGUCGAGAUUUCUUCAGCGAUUCGGAUUUAUACAAGGCAUUGGAGGGUCUUAAAAUGAAUAAAUCAUUAACACGUUU
Osmia lignaria (orchard mason bee) is the source of this 1035-nucleotide messenger RNA. RefSeq lists its product as uncharacterized. The record is from RefSeq and is a predicted model, not a curated record. Lineage: Eukaryota; Metazoa; Arthropoda; Insecta; Hymenoptera; Megachilidae.